CAGAUAUACUACACCACCCCCGGCCGCCUUCCCCGUCUCCUCACUCCUCUGCCUGACUCCACGCGGCCCGCCAGAUGGCGAUGGCUCUGCGCCGCCUCGCGGGCGCAUCCGGCUCGCCGUCGGCGGCCGCGCGGCAGCUCCGGCCUGCGCUGACCCGCCCGAUCUCCACCGGCUUCCGCGAGGAGCGCGUCUCAUUCGGCGCCAUCCGCGUCCCCGACAACAAUCUGUGGGGCGUACAGAUGCUGUGGCAGGGCGGGCACCCGCAGAUACCGCUGCAGAUGCGGAUGCAGAUGCAGAUGCAGAUGCAGAGGCAGAUGCAGAUGCAUAUGCUGUGGCAGGGCGAGCGGGAGCAGAUGCCACUGCCUAAGGUAAUUGCUAAUAGGGCAGCUCAGAUACUUGGACAUAAGCGUGAUGAUAAGUUGGUACACCCUAAUGACCAUGUGAACAGGCCACAGUCCUCAAAUGAUACAUUUCCCACUGUUAUGCACAUAGCAGCAGCUGUAGAGAUCAAUUCAAGGUUUAUCCCAUGCUUGGAUCAGUUGCAUAAGUCACUUCUUUCAAAGUCUGAUGAGUUCAAAGACAUCAUUAAAAUUGGGCGUACGCAUACCCAAGAUGCCACCCCGUUGACUCUUGGUCAAGAAUUCAGUGGUUAUGCUACACAGGUGAAGUAUGGAAUUGAUAGAAUUUCAUGUACCUUACCAAGGAUGUAUCAGCUUGCUCAAGGUGGGACUGCAGUUGGCACUGGCCUGAACACCAAGAAAGGAUUUGAUGUCAAAAUUGCUGCUGCAGUGGCCGAGGAAACAGAUCUACCUUUUGUGACAGCAGAGAACAAGUUUGAAGCUUUGGCAGCGCAUGAUGCUUCGGUUGAGAGAAGUGGUGCCACGAAUACAGUUUCUGCAUCUCUUAUGAAGGUAGAAAAUGACAUGCGCUUGCUGGGAAGCGGUCCUCGUUGUGGACUUGGUGAACUUAUCCUACCAGAAAAUGAGCCUGGAAAGGUUAAUCCUACCCAGUGUGAGGCUUUGACCAUGGUUUGCGCUCAGGCGGCGCAAGAUGCUUUUGUUGAGAGUAGUGGCGCUGUGAACACAGUUCCUGCAUCUCUUAUGAAGGUCGCAAAUGACAUACACUUGCUUGGAAGUGGCCCUCGUUGUGGUCUUGCUAAACUUAUCCUGCCAGAAAAAGAGCCUAGAAGCAGCAUUAUGCCUGGAAAGGUUAAUCCUACACAGUGUAAGGCUUUGACCUUGGUUACUGCUCAGCAGAUCAUGUCACCGAUGAUUCCAACUCUUGGGCGGCGCUGGAUUUGGAAUGGUAGUCCUCCGCCUCCUCCUGAGUUCCCAUACUCUCCAAGAAGUUACACCCUCGAUGAUUAUGCAAAACAGUUCCCUCUGGUAAUGGAAGUGCCAAACUGGCGUGCUAAAUUUCCUGGCACACGGAGACUUGGAAGCAGAUGGUUCUGGCAGGAUAAAGGCCAGACUUUCACGCACUCUCUGGUGAAAGAGGUCACUGACCUGCACAAGGCGGGUAAUUGCUUUGUGAAGCUGACAAAGGAUGACUUCUACGUCGACAACAGUGGUCGAGUUAAAAUCAAGCCUGGAGCAAAAAUUAAGGCUUUCUCUUUCGCAGCAGAACAGGAGGACAGAAACAAUCUGCAUUCUGUUUUGAUGUCCUUGUUGCCUCCGGAGGACGAACUUCCAAAGGAUAUCUUAAGCAUGUCCAAGCAGAUACUGUCUCCUCAUCAAGAUGUUCUGCCAGUUGAGUGGCAUACAACUUUCAUACCAGUCUCAAGGAUUCCGGAAGCUAUUAUGCGGCUACAUGACCAGAUUAUCGUCUUACGGCCGUCUUCUAUUACCACUCGCUAUGUCGUGGCCCGGGUUUCCUUCGAUUCUGGAUGGCAAGCAGGUCUUGCUGGAAGUUAUCUUCUUUUGAUGUUUCUUUUGGGAAGAUUCAAGUUGGGCGGUGGUUUCUCAGAUAAUGCAAAAGGCCUGAUUGUGUUUCUGCGAAUUGUGACAUGUCACAGAGUAGAUAUGGUCAGGAAGUUUCUAGGCAAAUAUGAAGCUAAGGACAUACCAAUGCUCAUUAAGGAUGUGUGCCCGCUGCUUCUGCAAGAGUUCUUUAAUGCUUAUAUGGAGAGAGGAGAGAUUAGGGACCUGAACUUCAAAGAGUUGUAUUGAUUCGGGAGGAAUCUGAUUCUCACCUGUGAUUUCUGUUGUAGAAACUGAUCUUUCAUAGUUAGUUUUUGAACAUUCUGCUAUGAACUGAACUGUAGUGCUAAUUUGUCUUCUUCCUAAUGUACUUGUUCCGUCCUCCCUCACCAGCCAACCAAAUCAUUGUACAGAAAACCUGGAGACUAGUUGCUGCAGUUAGCUUUUCCGAGUGUUUAUUUAAUAUAUAUGUAUACUGAUGAA
Lolium perenne is the source of this 2402-nucleotide messenger RNA. RefSeq lists its product as uncharacterized. The record is from RefSeq and is a predicted model, not a curated record. Gene Ontology annotation, molecular function: fumarate hydratase activity. Lineage: Eukaryota; Viridiplantae; Streptophyta; Magnoliopsida; Poales; Poaceae. Gene Ontology annotation, biological process: fumarate metabolic process; malate metabolic process; tricarboxylic acid cycle. Gene Ontology annotation, cellular component: mitochondrion.